Molecule: messenger RNA, 1221 nt
Organism: Trichoderma virens Gv29-8
Lineage: Eukaryota; Fungi; Ascomycota; Sordariomycetes; Hypocreales; Hypocreaceae
Exons: 1
Coding region: 1-1221 (406 amino acids)
Source: RefSeq, a predicted model, not a curated record
AUGACUAUUCUUCAUGAACACAACCGAAGCCGCAGCUUGGAGGCGCUCCGUGGAGACUUCCUUCACGCCAUUACCAACACUACUGAGGGUGUUCAUUUCGCUUCUACCACCCUUCUCGAAGACAAGGAUGUCGAGAAAGAAGUUCUUGCUGCGCUUUGCCCCGCCAAGGCGAACAAGGCUACUGAUGUUGCAAUUACCCAUUUGAGCAAGCUCUUUGUCCAGUGCAACAAAUGGCUUCCUGUCCUUGAGCAGCGUGGCCCAGACAUGUACUGGAUCGUGGUUUCUUCCACCACCUCGCAGAUGCAGGGCAUCACCUUGUCGGCCACUCAGGCUAAAGCGGUGGCCUUUUCUCUUCUCCGAGCCAGACAGCGCUGGAUCAUUCGCCAGAUCAACCCUAAGUCUGCCAGCACCAACGUCAAGUCGCACCUCAUCGCUGGCAUUCAGCGUCUCCUCCAACGUUUUGAGGAAAAGGAUGAGUAUCCCGGCGCCGUCAACUGGCAGAAGGAACGAGAGUGGAAGCUGACUCAGAGAGAAAUCCGUGAUGCUAACUCGCGUCUCAUGGGCCCGGGUGGCCAGCUGUCUCGAGGCCGGAUUGGCCUUUCGUUCCACUCGCCUCAUAACUUAUACCCCAUCGGCCAGCUUUCUAGUGCGCCCAUGUUGGAGAGAAACGCUCUGGGCUUGCUUGAUAGCUGCGUGGAGAAGAUCACCCCGGCCGAAGCUGUGCAGGCUUUGCUCUCUCAUCAGACUCAGGAGGCUGCCGUUGCUGAGCAGCUAGCUUCUGCGGAGAAUGCCAAGAAGGGACAUGAAGCUACCUCAAGCUUUACCCCAGGAAAAGCUACUCAGGACGACGACGCACGCAGCGUCUCCAGCAAGUCCCCAAGCAGCCUCAUCGGCCGCGUCAUUCCUACCGCUCUGAAGACCAAGUUCAAGCCGAACUGGAUGAAGGGUCCCAGCUCCCGCAAGGACUCUGGUCAGAGCAUUGCUGAACGUCCCAAGCGAGCUCAAACUGCCGACGCUCCGCCCCAGGUCAACUCCUCGUCUACCAAGAAACGCUUCUUGAGCGAGGACACUGCUGCCCCAGCCAAGAAGCAAGUUGUGGCCAAGGGAAAAGCUCGAUCUGUUUCGAACCCCGUCGUCAGCCAGGCAUCGCUCACACCAGCCAAACCGGCUCAGGUUGCUCGCUCGGUCUCUCUACAGAUUCCCAAGUCGUCCAAGAAGUAA